GGCCCAGCAGUUUGGAGUUUGCUUCACUGAAGAGUUUCCUGUCUUUUGUCACUCCAUUACAGCCUUGGCAGAUGGCAAAACUCUCUCCCUAUUGUGUUUCUGCGUAAGAAGUUCUCCAGAGGACACACCUGCAUCAACCAGUGGACCAGAUAUUGCUGAAGAGGGAAGAAAAACCAAAAAGACAUCUGGAGCAUCCCAAAGAAGAGCCCUCCUUCCUCCAGCUUUCUGUCGGGCUUGUCCUAGACUUUCUUCCCACUCUGGCACCUCCCAGCGGAGCCUGAGGCUCUUCGGGUCCUUGACAAGGCCAGGAUGUCUAGGGGAGCUGCUCUGGCAAUGUUGCUCCUGGCCCUGCAGUUGGUUUUGUUGCCUGCUAUGACUAGAGGAAAGGAGUCAGUCCUGGGCCAGGUUGGGGGUACUGUUGAAUUGCCUUGUAAAGCUUCAAGGAAAGAAAGAAUGGACUUUGCCUGGAAACAACAGAACCAAGAUUUGAUUCUCAAGAGCUUCCAGAAAGGUUUAUCAAGAAUGAUGUGGGGAACGUCAAACAUUUUGAGAAAUCGAGCAGAUUCCUCCUCGAACCAAUGGGAUAUGGGCAGUUUUCCUCUGACCAUCCAGUACCUGGAGACGUCAGACUCGGGGAUGUACUUCUGUGAGGUGGAAGACAAGAAGCAGCAGGUACAACUCCUGGUGUUCAAGGUGACAGCCAAUCCAAGUGAGUCUGUGCUCUCUGGGAACAACGUGACUUUAACUUUGCACAGCCCUCCCAACCUUCCUGAACUCAAAAUAGAAUGGCAUGGUCCAGGAAAUACAAGUAAAAGGAUCCUGAGUUCAAACAAGAAAACCUUGAACUUGCUCCAAGUGGAUUCUGAGGAGGAGGGAGAAUGGAGCUGCACUGUCUCCAUAAAUGGCAAAAGCCUUAAACUGAGCAAAAGAGUCACAGUACAUGGUUUCAGACACCCCUACCAGCGCUACUAUAAGAUAGCAGGCAAAGAUGCCGAAUUCAACUUCCCUCUAAAUUUAGGCGAACAGGAUCUGAACCGGAUGGUGCCAAAUGGAGAACUGACUUGGCACGGGGAAGGGGCUGCCUCUCAAAGGUUGGCCAAGUUUUCAUGGAAGGAUGACUCCUUGACUCUCGAAGACAAGUUUAAGUUUAAGCUGUCCAAAGGCAGACCAAUCACUUUGAGUCUCUCCCCAGUCCUGCUCCACCAUGCUGGCUCAGGAGUCUUCUCACUAAUGCUUCCUUCAGGGACUGUGAAACAGAAGGUUGAUCUUGUAGUAAUGAGAGCUAUGUCCCAUGAUCAGCAAUUAUACUGUGAACUGUCGGGCCCCAUAAUCCCUGGGCUGACACUGAGAUGGCAGUUAGAAAACCAGACAAAAGAAACACUGGAGGUCUCUGAGAAGCAAAGGAAGCUGGAGUUGAAGCAGCCAAAGGCUGGGAUGUGGGAAUGCCAAUUGCUACUCAAGGAUCAGAAACUACUGAAAUCGAACUCCUUCCAGCUGGCAAGGUCGGAGUGGUACCAACCUCAAUAUUUGGCCAUCGGUCUGGGUACAGGAGCAAGCCUGUUGCUUCUCUUUGGGUUCAUUAUGUUCUGUUAUGCCAGACGGAGGCACAGGCUGCGCCGAGCAGAGAGGAUGUCUCAGAUCAGGAGGCUCCUAAGUGAGAAAAAGACCUGCCAGUGUCCCCACCGAUUUUAGAAAAACUGUACCCUGAAGAGUUAAAUAUGAAAGAAGGCUUGCCUUAGUGGUGAAAAACCUCCACCUCUACCUCUUCAGUUUCUAGCCCACUGAAGGGAGCAGGGAAGGCGAAAGUAGGAGGAUUGAGACAUUUAGGCUCUCUUGUCCUUCCUACCUUCCACCCUUGUUAUAAUCCUGGACCCUGUUAGUGGGAUCCCAUUACCUUAUUCUACUGUCCUGUGAUGCAUCCACAACCCAAUCACUAUUAUUUACUCCUUCCUUCCUCUACCAGCCCCUAGAGGUCUCUGGAGGUCAUUGCAUCUCAUUUGCCUUUGGGCAGGGGGGCAAGAUGGUGCUUCACUCCAUUCAGAGGCUGAGGCCAGGUUGUCUCUGGUAUGUGUUUUCCAGCUUCUUAUAGCCCUUAGUCAGAAAUGUUCAGCGUGCACACUUAAUCCCUCCUGCCACUAUGCCCAGCUCUACUUAGUAGCCAAACAGACUUAUGGCUAUACAGUCAGGGUGUCCCUACUUCCAUUUCGCCCUACCCCAAACCUAGGAAAUCUUCAUCCUCCUGGUUAUCUCCUUGUGGGCAGGGACUACCUUUUGCUUUUCUGUAGCCCCAGCACUUAACACUGUGCCUGGCACAUAAUAGGCAUUUAAUAAAGGGUUUUGAUUGAUUUAA
Molecule: messenger RNA, 2350 nt
Organism: Monodelphis domestica (gray short-tailed opossum)
Lineage: Eukaryota; Metazoa; Chordata; Mammalia; Didelphimorphia; Didelphidae
Gene: CD4
Product: CD4 molecule
Biological process (GO): cell adhesion; immune response
Cellular component (GO): membrane
Molecular function (GO): coreceptor activity
Source: RefSeq, a predicted model, not a curated record